AUGACUGUCUAUUCCUUGGGGCUUCUGCUGGCCUCUUUGGCCGCCCUCGUUCAAGCGCAACAGCCCAAUCGUCCAAACGACCUCAACAUCACUCAGGCCCAAAGUAAUGCGUACGGUUGUUCUUCUAAGGCCUGCCUAGAGAACCUACAAACAUUCGAGGCAUUGGACCGUCCGAUCUUUGGAGAUGCUCCCUUCAACUAUGACUUCUACGCCACCGCAGAUAACUUUACUAAAUCUAAACCUGGAGACCUGUUGAAGCUUCAGCGGCAGAAUUCCACUCUGUAUGAUAUCACUCCUGGCAGCUCGUUAUGGUUCAUCCAAUAUACAUCUGUCGGUGUUGGUGGACAGCCAGUCCCAUCCACUGGGUUUAUCCUUCUUCCCUAUUUGAGUGAGGCAUCCAACAAAACACCGCUUAUUUCAUAUGCGCAUGGUACUAUCGGAACUGCCGCUGCUUGCGCCGCGUCGUCUUCUUAUAACGGGUACGAUUACGACAGCUGGAAGCUUCUCCCACCCCACGGAUUCGCUGUGGUUGCUACAGACUACGCGGGCUUGGGCAACAACUACACCACACACAAGUACGGAAACCCAGUCAUUAACUCAGAAGACGUAUAUUUCGCUGUUGUUGCCGCCCGCAAAGCUUUCCCAAACGUCUUCACCACUAAAUGGGCUUCUCUCGGUCAUUCUCAAGGCGCUGGAGCCAUAUGGGGUCUCGAGGAGAAUCCCCGUGUUGCUUCUAACCAGAGUGGCGAAUACGUGGGAGGAGUUGCCGUAGCUCCUAGUGCGAGACUGAAUGAUCUCCUGACCGCCGCUCCUCUUUCUGAGGGAUAUGGAUUCGGCCCCCUGAUUGUGAACAUCUUCCAGUCCCUGAAUUUCUCCAUACAGCCACCCGUCUUAACCCCAGAGGCCAUGAAGCGUUACCCGCUAAUGAAUGCGCUUGGGCUCUGCGACAAUUCAUAUGCGGGCCUCAACUUUGACCUCCCGAACCAUGGCAUAUUGAAGCCUACUCCUGAGCAGGAUAAGACGAUUCAUGAAGCUUACACCAAAUUUCAAGACCAGUAUGGCGCCGCGACCGGGAGAAAAGGAUACAAGGAUUUCCUUGUUAUACAGUCCCAUGACGAUGAGAUUGUGAAUUACACUGCUACGAUUAAAGCAUACGAUUUCGCCUGCAAAAAAGGCAACAUCGUUCACCUGAGCGUGUAUCACAACCUCACCCACGACGAGUCAAUGGCCGCUUCGGCGCCUGAGUGGCUCAAAUGGCUCAGUGAUAGAAUUUCAGGUGUGCCACUUGCCAAUGCAACCAAAUGCACCAUACAACAGAAGACGCCCUUAUAUGUCCCUUCGCGUUCUGGGUUUGGGCUCGCGUGA
Messenger RNA from Trichoderma virens Gv29-8, 1365 nucleotides. RefSeq lists its product as uncharacterized. Gene Ontology annotation, biological process: lipid catabolic process. NCBI's taxonomy places the organism in Eukaryota, Fungi, Ascomycota, Sordariomycetes, Hypocreales, Hypocreaceae. Gene Ontology annotation, molecular function: triacylglycerol lipase activity. The transcript has a single exon. The coding region runs from base 1 to 1365 and encodes 454 amino acids. The record is from RefSeq and is a predicted model, not a curated record.